CGCUGAUUUCGCAGUCAGUCACCAAGCGAAAUUCGAAGCUAGAAAUUCGAGCGAUUUCAAAGCGAUUCUAUAUAAGCAAGUGCUUUUAAUUCUCUGUAAUUCUCUGUAAUUCUCUGUAAAAGGAGUUUGAAGUUUAUUAAAGAGAAAGGUAGAAAUGGCUUUGGUAUCGAGAGACCUUUUCCGAAACUGGUGGGAGGACAUGGACCGCUACCACCGGGAAAUGGAGGAACAUUUCAAACGUUUGAGUACCAGAGAUGACUUUUUGCCACCACCAUCACUGCCGUCUUUCAAGGAAUUUUUCCGCCCAUGGAAGAACAUGAUGGAUCAAAUACAAGAAGUUGGUGGUCAGGCGACCGUCGAACGAGACCAAAACAAAUACCAAGUGAUCGUAGACGUACAGCAAUUCGCACCAGAAGAAAUCACGGUUAGGACGGACGAUAAAUACAUCACCGUUGAGGGUAAACACGAAGAGAAACAGGACCAGCACGGCUAUGUGUCGAGGCAUUUCGUGCGUCGAUACAUGCUUCCACAGGGAUAUGAUAUUGGUCAUGUGAAGCCAAGUUUGUCGUCCGACGGUGUUCUCACCAUUACAGCACCAAGACUUGCCCUGCCAGCACCUGGUGAAAGAAUCGUACCGAUCGAACGAAGCAGGGGACCGGCGAUCAAAGCAUUGUAAUUUGCUAAUUGCAAUAUAAUGCUGUUAUCGUUUGUCGUCAAAACUUCAUUGUAUAUUCAAUUCAUAAACCCUCCAAAACUCUUAUUUCUAAGCACUGGACAUUUCUCGGUUUCUUAAUUUAGUCGCGCGUGAUUCAUUUGUGAUUUAGUUACUUUGUAACGUGAUUUUAUUCUUCAUUUUUCUGGUAUGAGUGGGAUUACAUCGUGAAUGCUUCUAUAGAAUUUACGAAGUGUUGUUAGUGUAAGGGAAGUGUGUAACAUAAAAUGUGCAUCCAUGUGAAUAAGUCUCACUAGGAGGUAUUAUCAAUGUAGCUAUAAUCUGAUUAAUCUGUCAAGUUCUUAUUUUCGUUUUAUUUUAAAUAUUACUGAUACUUA
This is a messenger RNA of Ceratina calcarata, 1050 nucleotides long. RefSeq names its product protein lethal(2)essential for life. Lineage: Eukaryota; Metazoa; Arthropoda; Insecta; Hymenoptera; Apidae. The transcript is spliced from 2 exons. Gene Ontology annotation, biological process: protein refolding; response to heat. The record is from RefSeq and is a predicted model, not a curated record. Gene Ontology annotation, cellular component: cytoplasm; nucleus. The coding region runs from base 155 to 676 and encodes 173 amino acids.